AUGUCAAACCAGACUGAUGUUCGGACGUUUUUAACUCCAUCAAGUGAAGACCUUCGGCUGUUGAUGGAAGACGGUUUCUGGGAUGUGGAAUACGGUCGCAAGCAUAGUGUGCAGCUAGACAGUGUUAUUGCUGAUGCUUCUACUAAGAAGGGCAGCAGUUGUUCCCGUCGAAAGGUGUUUAAAGCUCGUGGAGGUAAACUAAAGACAGACUACGAUUUCCUUCUGCGCUUGCAAGAUGAACGUCACAUCGGAUUGUCUUCAUUUGAGCAGAUUCCCAUUGAUAUGGUCGGCACGUUCCCAACGGACUAA
This is a messenger RNA of Echinostoma caproni, 309 nucleotides long. NCBI's taxonomy places the organism in Eukaryota, Metazoa, Platyhelminthes, Trematoda, Plagiorchiida, Echinostomatidae. The record is from the annotation of a GenBank genome assembly.